Messenger RNA from Malus domestica (apple), 1257 nucleotides. Its product is annotated as probable calcium-binding protein CML18. Lineage: Eukaryota; Viridiplantae; Streptophyta; Magnoliopsida; Rosales; Rosaceae. Gene Ontology annotation, molecular function: calcium ion binding. The record is from RefSeq and is a predicted model, not a curated record.
UGACCAUAUUAUGCAUUAUAUAUCUUCACCCUAAUUUACUCUCAUCGCAAUAACCUACUCAUGCAAGAUCAUUAGUAGUACCAGUAGUAGCACUAGAAGCAAACAAUAUAAAUCGGUUGCGGCGGCGGCGAAUAUGGAGGAGGAGCAGAUGGCACAGCUGCGCAAGAUCUUCCGAUCGUUUGACGGCAACAAAGACGGCAGCUUGACCGAGCCGGAGUUGGGGUCACUGCUGCGGUCGCUUGGGCUGAAGCCGAGCCAUGAGCAGCUGCAGGCUCUGAUUCGAAAGUCGGAUACCAACCACAACGGAUUGGUCGGGUUCUCGGAGUUCGUGGCGCUGAUGAGGCCGGACCUCAACGGACUCUUGCAAGACGACGCCAGGUGCCCGUGUUCGUACAGUGAGGAUCAGUUGAGGGAGAUGUUCAGCAUGUUCGACAGGGACGCCAACGGGUACAUCAGCCCGGCGGAACUGGCCCACUCGAUGGCCAAGCUGGGCCACCCACUCACGGUUCAGGAGUUGUUCGGCAUGAUGAACGAGGCGGAUACCGACCGCGAUGGCCUUAUCGAUUUUCACGAGUUUUCCAGGGCCAUCACCUCAGCCGCUUUCCUUAAUAUCAAUGCUUAAUUGAGUGCAUAUUUUGAUAAUGAAUGAAUCAGUAUUAUUCAAAUAGCAACAAGUUCAUAUGCAUCAUGCAUGUAUUGUAAUUAUUUCCAAAAAUACUGAGGUGAAUUAAUGAGUAGGUUUUUGUUUUUCAAUAUACUUUUGAAAUAUGAGAGAUAUAGAUUAGUACUUUUGAAAAGUUCAUAUUACUUUAGUCUAAAGAAGGCUUUUCAAUUGCACUGUACAAAUUAACAGUGUUUUGAACCACAUUUCAGUUUAUUUACAAGAUUACCACCGCCUCUUCAGUUUCAGAUUGAAAAUUUCGAUUUAUUUAUGAAAUAGCCACCCCUCAGACUGCACGUGUCGACCAUCGUAGAAAGGGUGGGGGAUGGAAGCAAACCCGAUUUUGUUCCAGAGAUCUCUUCGAAUACAAACCCAUUUUGCUCCAGAGCUCUUCAACGACAAAGUUGAUUCGGCGCCUCGCCAUCGCACACCUCGCCUUCCCCUAGCCAUCGCACACCUCGCCUUACCUUGCCACCGCACUCCUUACGAGAACUCGAAUCAAUGGUAACGUGCCAAUUGUAUAUAUUUUUUGUCGAUUUUUAUCAUUAUUCUGGAAAUUAGGGUUUGAUCUAAAUUUUGUGUGGCUAUGCUUCAGC